AUGGAACCACAGCAGGAAGGAAAAUCUCUCGCUGUUAGUUCCUUGGAGGCCAAACAUAUAUCCUCGAAAAAUAUGGAGCCAUUAAACGGAAUGUUAAGGACCGUUGCUAAAAGAUCGCCCUUAACUCAUCCGGCUAUUCAGCACCAAAAGUUGGAUGCAUUACUCCAGAAUCGUAACCCCUACAUUAUACCAGAAACCGGAAAAGUCCUAAGCAAGAUUCAUAGUAUCAGCGACAAUUCCGUGCAAACAGCCCUCGUUAUUGGGUCAAAAAUACAUGAUAAAUUGAAACUAUUAGAUAUAAAUAAUGAACCGGAAACCUCAUUCAUAGGAUCAGAGAAUGUUUCAUAUUGUUUCUCAGAACUAAAGCUAUCCAAUAAGCAAAUAUCUGAGCAACAACACCAUGGAUCACUUGUCUUAAAGGAUUCGGAAUCACUUUCUAUCACUGACCAUCUUCAUCCAUUAUCUUCACUAAACACCACCAUCUGCACAGAUAAGCCUGUAAUAUCUAAACCAUCAAAAGCUUUUUCCCUCGUUUCUUCAAAUGAAAAUGCAACCGACCAAUUGAAUACUCGAUCAGUAACCUUUUCCAUGGAUAAAUUGGAUCAGAUAUUUAAUGACAUGCUUGGAAAGGCAUCCGUUGGCAGCUUGAUGUCGCGAAGUGGAAAUUACAAAUCGAAUUCAAGUAGUUCAGCAUCAACAAGGGAUUUUGGAAAGAAAGCUGAGUCCUCUGAAAAUAUCCCAAUUAAUAAGUUGAAGGAAUCUCCAACCCAUUCGGUGCUGGCACAUAGCCCCGAACCUGUGAAUCCUGUGAGCAGUUAUAGGGAGUUACAUUUGUGCAAGGAAAUCCAGAUGAGCAUGAAAGACCUGAACUUUCACUCGCCACUUCCCACGCAAAUGUAUUCCUGGCCGCAUCUCGAGCAGGGUGGAUCCCUAGUGCUAGUAAAUGGCUCUGGAACGGGACGCUCUUGGAGUUAUCUUCCCGUAGUUUGCUCCUCUGUAAUGCGUUCCUUGCAAAAUACUGCCACCACUCUUGAGGAUCGGAUGGCUCCAGGUCCUCUGGCUUUGUUAGUGGUGGAUUCGGUAGAGAAUGCCAUGAAUUUGACUUCCCAUUGCGACUUUCUGAUGAGGGACUACAACACCGAGUUCCCGAAGGUGGUCAAUACACAUGACCAUUCCACAACGGUUGUUUAUAUGAUGCUGCUCAACUCUUGCGGUGUUUUGGUCACAACAUUGGCGCAUUUGCUUGACAUUUUGGUCAAUGGAUUAGCCCUAGUGGAUGCGACUAGACUGAAAUUCUUAAUCUUCGAUGACUUUGAUCGCAUGCGCUUGGGAAAUCUACAGCUGCUGGACGAAGUACUACAGAAAGUCUAUGCCUUGGGUUGUUUGACGAUGCAGUUAGUCCUUGUAGCUCAGCAAUGGCAUGCGGAUAGUUUCAAGAAACUCUUAAGGCGUACGAUAAAACCACUUGUCCUUUUCGGAGAUUUUUUCGAGGCAGCUCUGUACGGAGGUCUUAAAAUGAAAAUCAUUCUUCGAAUCUCCACGCUGAAGAACAGACAGCUUCUUGAUAUCCUGGCGGCACAGGAAGUUCCAAGGAAGCGCACACUGAUAUACUGCAAAAGUCAGAUGGAGCUGGAGAAUUUGAAAAUGAUUUUAACCGAAGCAGGACAUCAAUGUGUGGGCAUUUCACGAGCUCAUAAUCAGGAACCUCACGAGCUGAUGCUGGUCAGUGAUAAUCCGAUUCCGAAACAGCUGCAUCUAAGGAACAUCGAGCUGCUUAUCCACUUCAGUCUUCCGGAAUCCUGGCUUAGAUUUUCCAGUCGAUUCCAUACCAUGGCAGGCAACAUAUGUAAUUUAUUUACCACACCUCCGGGAAUCGAACGACCAUCCUUGAUCACCUAUUUGAUGUUGGACGAGAGGAACUCCAGGGAGUGGCCCCGCACCAUGAAAUUCCUUCAGGAUCAUGGCAUCGCCACCAACGAAUUGAAUUCCCAAUUUAUGUCCCUCAGCCAGCAGAAAAUGGAUGAUGAUAUUCCCUACUGUCCAUAUCAACUGAGCAGUGGUGAUUGCAAUCGGAGGCUGUGUAAUAAGCGACAUCACUACGUUAAAUCUGAUCUUUCGCAGCCUGGAAAUCCACUUCAGCAAACAGGGACAUUAAUUCGCUGCAAGUUGUACAAAGCCUAUGACCCAGUUCACAUGGCCGUUUGGCCUUUGAAGUAUAAAUCAAAAGACUCAUGCAGCUGGAUGGAAGUGCCCUAUCCUUCCAAUCCCUCCACAUUAUUGCUUAAAAUUAGCAUGGGAGUGCCGCAGAAGGUACAUUACCCAUAUAAUCUAAACGAUGUCUGCUUUGUGCUGUAUGAGGAAACCUGGAGGAGAGUGAGGAUUGUGGACAUUUCAUCCGAACAUAAACUCACUGUGCAAUUUAUGGAUCAUGGCAGUGAAUUAGUGCAGGUUAAGCCAAGUGAUUUGCGGCAAUGUCCGGAGAAGUUUAGAUCUUUACCACCUCUGGCCAUGGAUAUUCGUUUGUCUGGAUUGGUUCCAGCUGGAGAAGGAGGAAAGUGGUCAGCAGAUGCCAAUCAAUGGGUCCAGGAAAGCUUUGGUGCCGUCGACGGACAGGUGAUGCAGAUAUCCGUUGAUUUCUCUAUUCUACAUGUGGUCUACGUCAGGGAAGUUUCUUUAAUUGAAGAGUGUCCAACCAUGCUAACGAGUGUAUACAAAAUCUUUUUGCGUAAGGAACUGCUUCGUCGAGGAUUUGCCAAAAUGGACAGCACAAGCAAUCAAGAAGUGAGAGUCCUGCUCGAGCAGCAGAAGCAAAAAAUAGAAGAGCUGGAAUCCAAUAAGGAAAACAUUAGUUUUGGAAAGAGGAAUACCGACUUGGAGGAUCAUACAAUUGAUCUUAAUUUUCCAAGAAGGGAAUGCACAGAAAUGGUGGAGAAAGGCGAUUUGAUGAUGGGAUCACUUAAUAGAAUUCAAGAAACUGAAAAAGCUGGGGAUAAAAAGGAACUGCCCUCAGAUCAAAUAGAAGAUAAAAUUUAUGAAGUAACGAAGAAAAAUACUUGUAAGGAUAAAAUUCUAAACGAUGGCGGAAAAUCAGUAGCGGAAAAACUAAUCCCAAUCGAACCACCAAUCGAUAGUUCCACAGCAUUAUUAAACACCCUCAUUAACGAGUUAAACAGUACUUGUUCUUCAAAAAAGCAGGAUACUCAAAAAUUUAUACACAACCUUGUGCAAUCAGAAGAUAACCAGGAAAUCCUCCACAGAAACUCCGGUUUAAUAAAGUCAAGACUGGACAAAUCACUUAAAGUUGGCCUCCAAGAGCUUUCGAAAGAACUAGUAUUGCAGUCCUUGAACUGCGCCUCAAAAUCUGGAGAAGUAGUGCGUCCAAGGAUUAGAUGGCACCAGACCCAAACCCAUAUAGAGCUAAUCAUUGAACAGCAGGUGACAGAGUAUAAACUUAUUCUAAAAGGUAAUACCUUGAUUUACAAUGUGACGACAACUACGCCUUCUCAACGAUGCAUUCUGAAUCUACUGGGCGAGGUGAGGAUCGAGACGGAGAAGCAACAUGGCUACAACCUACAUGUCAAGUUGGCCAAAAUUGGCUUACUAGGCUUUUGGCCAAGUCUUCUUAAUUCGCUAUAUGACCAACAAAAUUCCCACUGGCUGAUCUACGAUACUGAACGUGCUCAGGGACCUCCACUAUCAAUGGGUCUAGCCCUUUGGGAUGGGUAUUUGACUUACGAGAAUAGAAAUAACUACUCCGAUUCCGAGGAAGAUGAAUUCUAUUCUGCUCCUGAGGUCUUCAGAGAGCCGGGAGUGGAAUAUUGCGACCUGGACUCUACUUUAUAUGAAGACUUUUAG
Molecule: messenger RNA, 3855 nt
Organism: Drosophila takahashii
Lineage: Eukaryota; Metazoa; Arthropoda; Insecta; Diptera; Drosophilidae
Gene: SoYb
Product: Sister of Yb
Biological process (GO): germ-line stem cell division
Source: RefSeq, a predicted model, not a curated record